Molecule: messenger RNA, 3728 nt
Organism: Scylla paramamosain (green mud crab)
Lineage: Eukaryota; Metazoa; Arthropoda; Malacostraca; Decapoda; Portunidae
Product: cell division cycle 7-related protein kinase-like
Exons: 13
Coding region: 782-2911 (709 amino acids)
Biological process (GO): protein phosphorylation; mitotic DNA damage checkpoint signaling
Cellular component (GO): nucleus
Molecular function (GO): protein serine/threonine kinase activity; ATP binding
Source: RefSeq, a predicted model, not a curated record
AAUAUUUACAUAUGUACGAUAAUUUUACCAGAAGUACAAUAAUUUCAACCUGUGUAGUACGAUAAUAUGGCCAAAACAAUCUGGCAACGCUGGACUGAGGAAGAGAAACGUAAACAAAGCAGGAGUUGUUAUUUGUAUUAGUAGUAGUACAAAUCUAUUAGUGUUAUUACGAGUGCCACAUGGAGUUUACAGGUAAGAUAAGGUGUCUGUAGUGAAAUAAUGGCCAUAAUUGCUCUGAAAUAUGGAAAAAAUAAGAGUGGAUUUCUAAUAUGACCGUUCCUUUGAAGUCGUUUUUCCUCCCUUUCAUCAACAUUUUUCGCCGUUUCCACUUUUCCAUCGCCACUUUCUCACCUAUAUCUACAUUUAAGCUCUUACUUUCCUCUUUUUUUCUCCAUUUUUGUUUCCCUCCUCUUCCUUCACUAUUUUAUCAUCCUCUUUCUCCCACUACUGUUAUUGUUUUGUCUCCAUAUAUAGCCUUCUUUAGCCUUCCCAGUGGUCCCUAACCUAAUCUGACCUAACCUAAUGUAACCAUAUCUGGCCUGUUCGUGUCACGCCCUCAUCAGUACACGGUCUCCAGGCUUUUUUGGUCUUGUUGGUAAUUUAAUAUGGAUUCUUGUCUCCCAGGGCGUCUUUGGUCUUAUAUGGUCGUCUAAUCUCCCUCCUCCUCCUCCUCCUCCUCCUCCUCCUCCUCCUCCUCCUCCUCCUCCUCCUCCUCCUCCUCCUCCUCCUUGGCAUUAUAACUCAUCUCACUCAUCUCUUGUAAGUAGAAUGAGGUAUUGUGAUGAGUGCCGCAAUGGAGCCGCCCCUCUGCCUCAACCACCCCUCCAGUGUCAGCGUCAGCCCCGUGCCUCCCUCCUCCAGGACAGAGUCAACAGAUGAGGACACAAUAGCAAGACUCCUGGUUGCCGUGCCCCAGCUUGACUCUCUCUUCAAUGUGAGUCACUGCAUUGGCCACGGGACCUUCAGCUCUGUGUUCUUGGCUCGGAUCAAGCACACCACCACAAUCAAUGGCCGGAGACACUUUGCCAUCAAGCACAUCAUCCCCACGUCACAUCCGAUGCGUGUCUGCAUGGAGCUUCGGUGCCUCAAGAUGAUUGGAGGCCAAGACAACGUUAUGGGCAUCACAAUGUGCUUCCGUCAAAUGAACCAUGUGGUGCUGGUCAUGCCUCACUUCCCUCAUAACCCCUUCUCAGAGUACGUGGGUUCGAUGGGCACCCAGGAGCUGCGGGAGUACCUGAUUAAUCUGCUGUGUGCCCUGAGGCGAGUGCACAGCUUCAGGGUCAUUCACAGGGACGUCAAACCUGCCAACUUCCUCUAUAACAGACGUCACCGCAGGUAUUCACUAGUGGACUUUGGUUUAGCCCAGGAGAUGCCCCAGGGGGUGAGGAGUGGCGGGGCUGUGAGUCAGAGUGUGGGUCAGGGUGGCAGCUUGAAGACCUCCCCCACCAUACUGGACACGCCCCUCACCACCUCCUCCUCCAAGACUGUGAAGAGGAAGCUUACUGUGUACUCUGCGGACGAGGGGGGUGAGGGGAGGGAGGAGCAGCAGGACAAGAGACAAUGUGUGGCCGCCUUCCCCUCCCCCAAGGUUGCCGGUAUUCUCUCCAGCACCACCAGUCGGCUUAACACCGCUCUCCGUCGGUCUCCCAGGAAGAAGUGCGUCUCCCACACGUCGCCAAGGAAGGAAAACUUUGAGACGCCCACCAGAGACUUCCCGGUGACCCCUAAGAAGGCUGCAGUGCAUGACCCGGAGGAUUCCCCCAGCAAACACAAGAGCUGCCCCACAGUGGAGGCGUGCCGCAGACCAGACUCAGUGGUGGCUGUGGGAGCCACCCAGAGGAGCCUGACUGGGGCCCUGCAGCUGCGACUUGAUGUCAGCAACGGGCUGCGGAGGUCGCCGAGGAAGCUGGCGUCCUCCCUGAGUCGCCGCGCUGCCACACCUCUGGAAGGCCUGGCCAAGCACCUCCACGAUGCUUCAGCCCUACAGCGGAAGGCAGAGACCAGUGGUGCAGCAGCUGGCCACACUCCCACUACCACCCCCGCCACACCCAAGGUGUCCGGCCUCUCCACCCCAGACGUACAGGGGACCAAGGCUGCCAAGAGUGGGCGAGUGUUGAUAGAGGUACAUAGCAGCUCAGGAAACGUGCUGAGACCUGUUUCCUGCCACUGCUACGGGAGUGCCAAGGUGUGCAGUGUGUGUCUGUCAAGGAGCAACCAGGUGGCACCCAGAGCCGGCACUCCCGGAUUCAGGGCGCCAGAGGUUCUGCUGAGGCACCCCAACCAGGACACAGGAGUGGACAUGUGGUCAGUAGGAGUGGUGCUGCUGAGUCUGCUGAGUGGCCGUUACCCGUUCUUCCGCGCUGCUGACGACCUCUCCAAUCUGGCAGAGAUUACGACUCUCCUAGGCACAGCUGCGGUGAGGAGAGCUGCUGCCAAGAUGGGGAAGCUGAUUAAGUGCAGUGAGGAGCGCCACCCGCUGGACCUCACAAAAGUGUGCCAGAUCCUCCACAGCAGCAGAGGGGUGUCACCACAAGGGGAGCAGUGCCCAGGGUGUCGGCAGCGAGGAGUGUGUGUCUGCCUGGCACCCCUGACCUCCGACUCUGCAAGGCCACAGAAGAAGAGGUCACACUCACAGAAGUCACUUGCCACGACCUCACCAGCUGCUGUACCUGCUAGCGAGAUUUCUGAAGGUGCCAAAACUGUUACUCCAUUGAGCGCUAAUCCCGAAGGUGCUGCUGAGGGUGAUAUGUCCAGUUACACCUCCUCUUCCUCUUCCUCUUCCUCCUCAUCUUCCCCAGCCACAGCAUAUCCUCCCGAGGCAUAUCACUUACUCUCGAGACUCUUAGACCCCUCACCAGAGACUCGGAUCACUGCUGCUGAGGCCCUUACUCACCCAUUCCUGAACCCCUGACACACACACACACACACACACACACACAGAGAGAGAGAGAGAGAGAGAGAGAGAGAGAGAAGGGGAGGGUAUGAUAGUUCAGGAGAUAGAAUGUGUAUAUGAUGGAAAAGACAGUGAUAGGGUAUGAUAGGAAAAAUACUGAGAGAGGAAUAGGAUGUGGUUGGAGACACAGAGAGAAAGUGUGUAUGAUAGAAGUCACAAGAGAGAGAGAGAGAGAGAGAGAGAGAGAGAGAUUGAGUGUGUAUGAUAGAAGUCACAAGAGAGAGAGAAAGAGAGAUUGAGUGUGAAAUAGAAAAAGGCAUAGAGAGAAAGAGAUUAUCAUUAACAUGGAGACUGGAUGUGUGAGAUAGAAGACACAGAAAAAGAGAACUUGUGACAGAGAGAGAGAGAGAGAGAGAGAGAGAGUGUUUGUGUUUGUGUUUGAGAUAGUGAAAUAGAAAAAGAAACAGAGAGAAAGAGAGAAACACCAAGAGAUAGAGUGAGAGGUAAGAGAGAAAACAAGUAAUUGAUUAGUUUAUAUACUGUUUUAUAGUGAGAUAGAGCCAAAAUAUAAGAAAACAAAGGUAUUUUUUAUUUCAAAGUUGAGAUAUAAAAAGUGAGGAUUUCAUUAACGUGCUACUAGAGAGAGAGAGAAUCACAAACAUUCAUCCCUUUACCACUUAAAACUCAAAAGUGCCUAACAAAGAGAUUAUUAAUAUAUUUUCUUACACACACACACACACACACACACACACACACACACACACACACACACACACACACACACACACACACACACACACACACACACACACACACACACACACACACACACACA